GUCACUCGCGCGCGCCGCCUCACACGCUCAACCUGCACCGGUGCCCGCGCCACACCUCACCGUCACACCUCCACUGUCGGCGUCGCCAUGUCGUCCUCUGCCCUGCCGCUGCUCUUGCUGCUCCACAUACUGACGGUCGCCGUCUCGCCGUCCGGACACUUGCACAGAAAGGACUCUCAUCGGAGCAAGGAGCGGCUGCAGCAGCUGUCGCUGCGCUUGCACCGGUCGGCGUCGGCCGUGGAGCUGGCGUCGGUGCUGGCUGCGCACGACCCGGCCGCCUUCUGCGACAAGGACAUGCUGCGCUGGUUCCGCAGGCAAGCGCACGCCGCCAGGUCGCCGGAAGCCACGGCUUCCUUCGAGGAUCUUAAGCAAAAGUGCAGACGCUUCAAAGUCAGACGCCACCCCAGAAGGCUGUUAGGUCCGAAGAGAGGCGCAUCUUCUAAAGUGUCGCCGGAACAGCUGGUGUCGCUGCACCGGCGCCUGACGGGCCUGCGCUGCCAGCCGCGGCGCGCCAUGGUGACGCUGAACGUGACGCAGCACGACGCCAUCACGUUCCCCAGCUGCGUGGCGGUCAGGCGCUGCGCCGGCUGCGACUGCCCGGGAGACGGCGAGCACUGCGCGCCCACCAAGACCGCCACCGUCAAGCGCAAGGUGCUGUCUGUAACCAGCCGGUUGCUAGCCAACGGGACAUUGAAGGAGAGCGUUCACGUCAAGGUUAUCCCGGUGGAGAGCCACCUAGAGUGCGGUUGUGUCUGCAAGGUGCAGCCAGAGGACUGCAGCCCGUGGCAGUGGUACGACGAGAACUCGUGCAGCUGCCAGUGCCGGCACCCCGCGGCGCAGGCGCACUGCAGGGGGGUGCGGCGCUGGAACCACUGGCGCUGCCUCUGCGAGUGCCGCUCGCCCCCUUUCUGCAGCACCGGUUUCCACGUCGACCCCCUCUCCUGCAGGUGCGUGCCAGAUCCUGACAACAACGUGGUCUGACGAAAAAGACAACUUACAACAGCAGCGAUUCUCUCGACCGACGUCAAAGGCCUGGAUAUUGUACAACGGCUGCAGCGUACUCACUCUGACAAUAAACUAAAACUUCGGAGGAUACAGAGGAAGCUCUCUGUGGCUAAAGUAAAUGCAAGAUUAAACCGACGUGGUAUUCUGAUAACUCGAGAGCCUGACAACAAUACUUUCUCCUCGACGGAUAAUGUUUGAACUUAUCACAGUGGUCCAUAGCUGAGAAAGACGGCGAAAAGGAAGCUUAUAUUAUACGUCUGCACAAAUCGCUGGUUUGAUAUUGCCAUUUUUUCUAUGUGUAGAAACAAUCUUGGAACGUGGUUUAAAAAUUUUAUCACUGACUUUCCUUGAAAUGAACACCAUCCAUCAACUGUACAAUAUUUUUGUAAUACAUUCAUAUAAUAUA
Molecule: messenger RNA, 1411 nt
Organism: Schistocerca cancellata (South American locust)
Lineage: Eukaryota; Metazoa; Arthropoda; Insecta; Orthoptera; Acrididae
Product: vascular endothelial growth factor A-A-like
Exons: 7
Coding region: 88-981 (297 amino acids)
Biological process (GO): positive regulation of cell population proliferation; positive regulation of protein autophosphorylation
Cellular component (GO): membrane
Molecular function (GO): growth factor receptor binding; growth factor activity
Source: RefSeq, a predicted model, not a curated record